Anopheles bellator is the source of this 1382-nucleotide messenger RNA. It is a transcript of the gene Taf7, whose product is annotated as transcription initiation factor TFIID subunit 7. The record is from RefSeq and is a predicted model, not a curated record. Gene Ontology annotation, biological process: transcription initiation at RNA polymerase II promoter; RNA polymerase II preinitiation complex assembly. Gene Ontology annotation, molecular function: RNA polymerase II general transcription initiation factor activity. Lineage: Eukaryota; Metazoa; Arthropoda; Insecta; Diptera; Culicidae. The transcript is spliced from 4 exons. Bases 8 to 1318 code for a protein of 436 amino acids. Gene Ontology annotation, cellular component: transcription factor TFIID complex.
GCGAAAAAUGCCCGAUAAACCUACGAAACCCGAAAUGAAAAAGGACGAUGGUGCCGAACUGGAAACGCAGUUCAUAAUACGAAUGCCAAAGGAACCAGCGACUGUGCUUCGAGAAGCCAUACAGACCGGAGCAAACAAUCUAAAGGACCGCCUGUUCAUCCGGCUGGAAAAUGACCUGCGCUACGGAGAGGUUCGGCUCGAUCACUGGCUGCUGCAUGCGAAGGUUGUCGAUCUGCCGACGAUCAUUGAGUCCUUGAAAACGAUCGAUUCCAAAAAUUUCUACAAAACAGCCGACAUAUGUCAGAUGAUGAUUUGCAAGGAGGAACCGGACCAGCAGUCGGCGGAAGAGGAAUCGCCGAACAAGAACAAAAAGAAAGACCCGAAUAAGGUGGACAAAAAGUACCUGUGGCCACACGGUAUUACCCCGCCGUGCAAAAAUGUUCGUAAGCGACGAUUCCGCAAAACGUUAAAGAAAAAGUACGUCGAAGCGCCGGAAAUCGAGAAGGAGGUCAAGCGUUUGCUGCGCGUCGACAACGAAGCGGUCAACGUCAAGUGGGAACUAAUUACCGAAGAGGAAGAUCCGAACAAACCUUCGCCGGGUUCGGGCACGGAUACUGGCGCCCCGCACAAGAGCCCGUCGAAGAACACGAAAAAGAGUGGCUCCCGCAAGGACGUGGGCGAACACGACAUCUUCGGUGGCGAGGUGUCCGAUUCCGACGACGAGGAUAAUCCGAUCAACAAAAACAUCGACAUUGACGAGAGCAGCCGGCUGUCGGCCGAGGCGGACGAUAGUCGACUGUCGGACUCGAGCUCGUACCAGGGAACUCAAGGAGGCGAACGGAACACGGCGGCAAUCGAGUUCAACAAAAGUAUGUUCAGUUCAUCUAGCGGUGGUGCUGGUGGUUCCGGCGCUGGUGCCGGUGCCAGUGGUUACCGAGCAGCCCGUCGAACCGAAUCUUCGGCGGGUGCUGGCUCGAAAUCGACAUCAUUUUUCCCGGGCGAAAAUUCACGGCUUGACUCGGACAACGAAUCGACGACGGACGUACCGAAUGCCGGAGGCUUUGGCAACAGCCAGAACAGUAACGCCAACGGUGCGGCCGCCAGUGUGGUUAACAACAGCGCACGUAUCUAUGAGCUACAGCGUCAGAUGAGCGAGCUGAAGGCCCAACGCAACCAGAAGGAGCAAGAAAUUCGGACGAUCGAAAACCAAACGUUGCGCCAGCGGCUCCAGGACAAGCUCGAUAGUCUGCUGAUGGAAAUUGUGGACAAGGAGAAAGAGAUAUACGAUCUUCAAGCUGCCGAGAACCCUUUAGAUUAGUGAUGUGACCAGAGGGGUUACCACAAAAAGGGGUUUAAAUAAAAGCAAACAAUAAUAACAAUAC